AUGUCUUCCUCUACAGUCACUGAGGAGGAUGAGGAGGAGUUUGUGUCUGAGGGUCCUCGCAAACCGGUGCUGAACUGCAUUGAUCUGCUGAGUGACAGAGAGGAUGAGGAUGAAGGAGGCAUGUCUGCCACACUGGAGGAGCAGGUUGACCAGCAGAGGGCUCAUGCUGUGUCCACACUGGACCUACUGGCACGGCAAGUAGCUGUGGAUAAACUGGAAAGGCUUGAAAAGUGCAAAGCUUUAAAUAUGCUCUGCAGUAAUGGCUGCACUAUUGUCAAUGCCGAUCAAAGUGAGGCUGACAUCAUGAGGUCGAUGGUGGUCAUGGGUCAGCGCUCCUCAUGCCCAAAACCUUUUUUUAGCUUGAGUCAGAUGGAGGAGCACAAAGAGCUUGUGAAAGAUGAGGUGAAGAGGGUCCUCAGCAUGGACAGGGCCCUUCUGUACUACAGCAACUAGUGUGAAAUCCAACUCGCCCAGAAGGCCACGGCAUGUGGGAGCGAUACAGACGGGCCUUCAGGUAAACGACAAAGACUGGCCAGCUUAGAUCCCCAAGCUGAACCAAGAAAAUGUUCACAGCUCGCCUGGUUCUGUGAAUGCGGCCUACGCUUCACAGAGGAGGAUCAAGCAAGAAAACACCUCCAAGCCGCCAAUCAGAUCUUUCACAAAUGUGCAGUCUGUGGCACGAUCAUGGGCGAGUCGACUAUAGCACGCUUGCUCAUGAGCCGGUUCCACGGUGGUGCUCAUUUGUCCAACCUCCUCUUCCGCUGCAGAAAGUGCAAGGUGGAAAUGCCUAGGAUAGAAGUAAUUAUGGCCCACAUUGGUGUAAGCCACAGAGGGCACAACUACUACCAGGGAAGAGAAGACACAGCAGACGACUGCGUCUCAUCUAGUAUGUCCCCCAAACCAUCCACCAGCACCAAAACUGAAGCAGUUUCCUCUUGCAUAUCGCCUCCAAAAGCAGAGUCUUGGCUUUAUCGGAUGUGUGAAGACCUCUUCGACUCUGAGGCGGUGGUGCGGAAACUCUGUGGUGAUUUGAGCAGCCACAGUUUCCAGAUGUUUGCCUGUGGCCACUGUCCACGGAGGUUUUUCAAGGACUCCACCCUGCGACGACAUUGAACCAAUGAGCACGCCGGCGACAUAGUCCUUCGCUACUUCUGCGGGCUGUGCGAUAGCAUGCUGUACGACACCGAGGAAGACUUUCAAGAGCACUACAACAGUCUGCAGAUCCAAGAUUACUGCUGCUUGGAAGCGCCUCCAAAUAUUUCCCAAACAUCCACAGAAAACACCAUUGGGAGUACAAGCCUUGUGCAACUUUGUCCUUGCAUGGGCUCUGAGAAAUCCAGUGGAAAGGGCAACGAGAAGAGUUUCAAUGUUCUGUGCACUGUUUGCUCACACAGCCAUAAAGAUAUACCCAGUGUCCAUUCACAUUACCACAAGCAUCACUGCCAGUCAGAGCCUUGUGCUUCUUCCCGAGGCAGCGGCGCAGACGAGAAACCUGCCGCCUCCACCAGCACAAUAAAUGCCAACGAGAUCUUCCCUCAGAGUAAUGGUGAGGUUUUUAUUCUGUGUCUGGAGGGAUAUAAAGCUUGUUUCCCCCCUUAA
Carassius gibelio (silver crucian carp) is the source of this 1599-nucleotide messenger RNA. RefSeq names its product zinc finger protein 451 (gene znf451). Lineage: Eukaryota; Metazoa; Chordata; Actinopteri; Cypriniformes; Cyprinidae. The record is from RefSeq and is a predicted model, not a curated record. Gene Ontology annotation, molecular function: DNA-binding transcription factor activity, RNA polymerase II-specific; RNA polymerase II transcription regulatory region sequence-specific DNA binding. Gene Ontology annotation, biological process: regulation of transcription by RNA polymerase II. Gene Ontology annotation, cellular component: nucleus.